This is a messenger RNA of Closterium sp. NIES-65, 930 nucleotides long. The record is from the annotation of a GenBank genome assembly. Lineage: Eukaryota; Viridiplantae; Streptophyta; Zygnematophyceae; Desmidiales; Closteriaceae.
AUGCAGCCCCAGCGACGUCCGCGUGAGUCCCUCACGCCCCAGCAGCUGCGUGAGUGGUACGCUGGUUGGGGUUGUAGGGGUGGCGGCGCUACUACUGCUACCACUACUGCUGCUACUACUACUGGUGGCGGCCAGAUGCAGCUAAAGCGACGCCCACGCGCGUCUCUCACGCCCCAGCAGCUUCGUGAGUGGUACGCUCAGAGUGGAGGGUCUCUUAGUUCUGUUCGCUGCUCUUACGUGAUUCGCACUGGUGCUCGGACUGGUCAGCCUUGUGGGACACCUAGUCACACGCAGUCCCAGUACUUCGCCCGUCUGAGCGACGCCUGGCGUACCGCGUUUGGCAACGAGGCUGAGCUCCCCGACUGGGUGGAGUUGCUUAGGCAGAGGAUAGAUAUAUUUGCUCUUGACUAUGAUGCUAUUCUCACUGCCAUGUAUGCAUUGCCUACUAGUGCUGACCGUGCCGGUCACCUGUGCGUACCGCCUGACCCGGGUAUAGAGCCUGCUGCUCUAGCUACUGGUGAGGCUGCUGCUCUGGGUGCUAGUGAGUCUCCUGCUCCAGGUACAUGUGCGGCUGCUACUCUAGGUGCUAGUGAGUCUGCUUCCUCAGGUGCGGACCGCACCACACUCACGCCGCUUGGUCGGCUAGUUGCAGUCUCUCUGGCAGACCCCUCUGGGGGUCCUGUCCUUGCUCACUUCUCCACUGUCCUCCCGUGUCCGGCGGCCCCCUCUGGCACCCUGUCUGGUCUUUACCUCCCCUCGUUCUCUACGAACUUGGUAGCUGCGUCGGGACUCUCCUCUGGCACCACCGACUUGGUCACCCUCCCUGCUUCGUCUCCGAAGCAUGGCCUCUUCGUGUCCUUGUCUCUGGUCUUCCCCGGUCCCUCCCUCCCCUUCCUCUGGGGCCUGGCCCUACCUCUGUUCCCUGUGUAG